CAGCUAGUCCAAUAUAAAUACUCCGAUGUACAUUUGUCAUCAGGAAACCGAGUCCAAACGCUCGGGACAGACAUCACCGACAGAUGAAACUUGUACCUACCAGAGGAUCCACGAUCACUCUCAGGUCCCCCAAACUCCGAACCAGUCGACCUGCUGACCAGAAGCCACCGUUACCCGAGCGUUCUAUUCCUUCCAUACUUCCGACAACCACCAGCCACAACGACUACGACUACCUGGAGCUGCUGCCAGACGUGGCCUGUGUGUACCACAAGAAUCAGUUACCUGAGCAUCCUGCAACUGUCGCCAUCCAGCCUCCUCCACAAGACCGUCCGUACGCCCUGGCCAAGCACGUGGCGCCAUCUCCCGCCAGCGACAGGAAGACGAGGGCCACUGAAGGACCUGACAGGUCGCUGGAGGAAGCCACGUACUUCGACAAGAUCGACAUCAAGUCCGUGACGGAGACCAGUCCUGACGGCGGCUACACCCCCCUGGGUCUCACCCCCACCUUGGUGGCCAGGCACCAGUCGGCUGAUUCAGAAGAGGGCGAGAUUGUCAACCCUCAGUAUUUUGAACUCGAACCUUCUUGAAACUGAGAAGCUUUCUCGUAUUGUCCAUUUUUGUUAUUUUAACCUGACGGGACUCUCUAGUGCGUGCAAACUUCAGCAGGGUCAGAGCGUGCAAGUUACGUACCGGUAAUUUUGUUUUGAGGAUGUAUUCAUUAUUUUUAAUUUUGUGCUUUAUGAGUAAAAAAAAAGGUCUGAAACCAUUUGAAAUCGACUGCCAUUGUGUCUAUAUUGGUAUCAACAUCUGUGUUUUGCUCUCUCUCACACACACAAUCACUUUCGUGUGUAUUGUAGAUCCUGUUUAUCAUAUCUAUAUUUUGGGUGGUAGUAGUAGUAAGUAAUACCAAUAGCAGCAACUUGUGUAUCACAAGUCAACACGGUAUCGCUAUGAAAAACUAAAAGAGAAAAUAAAAAGUGUAUGUGUGUGGAAAAUCAAGUAAAGUUACCCCUAGAUCCUUAAACCAUUGUUUUAAUAUCAGCAGUGAUGGAUGAUGAAGCAGAUGUUUACAGAAAAAGCGGUAAAUACUUGAUUUCUGGCCUGUCCACAUGUGCCCACUGUUGACUGGGAACUGAUUUCUAAACCGUUUCGGCUUAAAAAAACAUUUCAGCAAAGUAUAGUGGUUGAGGGUAGAACAGACAUGUUUAGUGUGUGCCACCAGUCCUGACCUUAAAGGAUGACUAUAUCUGUUUCAUAUUCACAAAGCAAAUGGCAAUGAUAUACAAUGUCAAAACACAUUUUCAAAAGUUGUCCUGCUCCCUGUUAUAGUUUUGCUGGUAAAGCUGAGGGUUUGUGUGCACUCCUUUGGACUCUGCCCCUGAUGCUAACCCUCAGAACCCGAAGGUUCACAUGUUAGGCAGGAACUGGGAGGUUGACCUGUCUCCAAGUGUUGUUUUAAGUUGUGAUCAGACUGAUAAAUUGUGUCCUGUAUUAGUGUAAACCCUGUUGAGGUGAAUCUUCCUCGGUUUUUAUUUUUAAAUUUUGAGUUUAGGAUUCUAAUUGUAUUUUAUAUUCAGGAAAAUGUUUAAUAGUGUAUUGAAAUGACUGUUAGAUUUUUUAAGGUCUAUGUUUUUCUGUCCAGAUUUUUUUUUGUUUUUUUUUUAUUCCAUCUUCAAAAUCAUCGGCACAGAGAAAGAGUGUCUCGUUUUUAUGAUGGCGGAAGCUUCAGAAGCGGAACUUUUAACAAACUUUAACAAAGACCUUUUUGUGUUAUUAAGUUAUCCAUUGUCUUUGUUGAUUUUUUUCCUCCUAAUAUUAUAUUCAUUUUUAAAAAAAUUAGUCUGAGAAAAACCUGAUUAUACACAGUAGAAUGCGUAAUCAGUAUAAUCUGUUCACGUGCUUUUCAAUAUUUCCCCAAUGGUCGGCCAAACGUAUGCAACGAACAUCGGGCCAGCCACGCGUCCACCCAGCUCUGACCUCAAUCACCUGACAGUUUAUUCAAGCGUGACAAGCAAUUGUUCAAGGACUCUGUGAACAUCAGUUCAGUCCAUAAGACAACUGUGCUUUUCCAUCGUUUUUAAAGGAGACAUCUAAUUAACAGAUUUGGUAGUUAAUCCCUUGGUUUCUUUGGUUAUUCCUUCAGGCACAAACCCAAAAAAGCCUUGUGAUUGUUGUGGCUAAAUAUUCUCCUCGUGUUUGACAUUGUCCACAAAGAAUCUUUUAAAAGUAUAAUCGUCGCAGCUUUGCUACAUCUGUACAUUAUUCCACACAAAAAUCAUAUGCCAAUAAAAUCCAUGCAUAAAAUCGUGAAA
This is a messenger RNA of Pomacea canaliculata, 2312 nucleotides long. RefSeq lists its product as uncharacterized. The transcript has 2 exons. NCBI's taxonomy places the organism in Eukaryota, Metazoa, Mollusca, Gastropoda, Architaenioglossa, Ampullariidae. The record is from RefSeq and is a predicted model, not a curated record. Bases 84 to 587 code for a protein of 167 amino acids.